Molecule: messenger RNA, 987 nt
Organism: Thermochaetoides thermophila DSM 1495
Lineage: Eukaryota; Fungi; Ascomycota; Sordariomycetes; Sordariales; Chaetomiaceae
Exons: 2
Coding region: 1-987 (328 amino acids)
Biological process (GO): peptidyl-hypusine biosynthetic process
Molecular function (GO): deoxyhypusine monooxygenase activity
Source: RefSeq, a predicted model, not a curated record
AUGACGGCCGACUCUACCACCCUCGCUAAAAUCGCCGCGCUGCGUUCCUCUCUUGUCGCUGAGGAGACACCCCUCCCGGUGCGCUUCCGCGCGCUCUUCUCGCUCAAGCAUGUGGCGCGCACCAACCCGCCUGAGAGCGCUGAGUCGCUGGCUGCUAUUGAAGCUAUCGCCGCUGCGUUUGGGUCUCCUUCGGCGCUGCUCAAGCACGAACUGGCUUAUUGCCUAGGGCAGACUGGCAAUCCGGCGGCGCUGGCGCCGCUGACCGAAGUGUUGGAGGAUCUGGGCCAGGAUGCAAUGGUCAGGCAUGAGGCUGCCGAGGCGCUGGGGGCUCUGGGCAAGACUGAUAGCCUUGAGGUCCUGAAGAAGUAUCGUGACCGCGAGAACGAGGAGGUUUGUGUCAAGGAGACCUGCGAAAUUGCGAUUGACAGGAUUGAGUGGGAGAACUCGGAGGAGAGGAAGCAGGAGAAGCUGAAGGCGAGUGAUUUCGCCUCCGUCGACCCGGCCCCGCCAAUGCCUCUUGGCGAGGGCGAGCGAACCGUCGAAGAACUGGGCAAGACCCUGAUGGACACAUCACUUCCCCUCUUCAAGAGGUAUCGCGCCAUGUUUGCCCUGCGCGACCUUGCUUCGCCGCCUGAUCUGCCUACUGCUGUCCCUGCCAUCCAGGAGCUUGCCAAGGGCCUGUCCGACAAGUCGGCGCUUUUCCGCCAUGAGAUUGCCUUCGUGUUCGGCCAGCUGGCUCAUCCCGCUUCCAUCCCUGCGCUCACUGCAACCCUGAGCAACCCCAAUGAGGCUGGCAUGGUCCGGCACGAGGCUGCUGAGGCUCUGGGCAGCCUUGGUGAUGAGGAGGGUGUGGAGGAGAUCCUCAAGAAAUUCCUCCAUGAUAAGGAGGCGGUCGUCCGUGAGAGUGUCAUUGUCGCGCUGGACAUGGCGGAGUAUGAGAAGAGCAACGAGACCGAGUAUGCUCUGAUUCCGGAGGUUUCUGCUUAA